This is a messenger RNA of Nerophis lumbriciformis (worm pipefish), 1887 nucleotides long. Lineage: Eukaryota; Metazoa; Chordata; Actinopteri; Syngnathiformes; Syngnathidae. The record is from RefSeq and is a predicted model, not a curated record.
AUGACUGAAGAAACAACCGGAGGGAGUCCGACGAGACAGUCUGAUCCAAACAAAGUAGAUGCAGAUGGAGAGGGUCCAUCCAGGGGAAAAUGGGCCAAUAAGUGGGAGUUUUUGUUCUCUAUGACGGGAGUCAUCAUAGGCCUGGGAAACGUGUGGCGGUUUCCUUAUCUGUGCUUCAAGAAUGGUGGAGGAGUCUUCCUCAUUCCGUACUUCCUGUUCUUGACCUUCGGCGGCAUUCCCGUCUUCUUCCUGGAGACGGCGCUGGGUCAGUACACCAGCCAGAGCACUGUGACCGCCUGGAGGAAGAUUUGCCCUAUGUUCCAGGGAGUGGGGGUGGCAUCGCUUAUCAUUGUCAUCUACCAGAAUAUCUACUAUAUCGUGGUGCUGGCGUGGAUCUUCUUCUACCUGUUCAACUCCUUUCAGAGCCCGUUGCCGUGGUCCACAUGUGAAAACUAUUGGAACAGCGAUAACUGUCACGAUCGCGUGAGCCAGUACGCUAACCCGCAUCUGUUCCACCCUGACGCCAACUGGUCCUUCCUCAACAAUAUAAGCACCUACGAUUACUUCGAGAACUUGAGCGACAUAUCCCUGAAUGAAACCUUCCUGAUGGUCAAAUCAGCCGAGGAGGAAUUCUGGACCAACCGUGUUUUGAGGAUGUCUGAGUCGAUGUCACUUGGGAAGGUGCACUGGGACCUGGCGCUUUGCCUGCUGCUGGCCUGGGUCGUAUGCUACUUCUGCAUCUGGAAGGGGAUUAAAUACAUGGGCAAGGUGGUGUACUUCACAGCCGGCUUCCCAUACCUGAUCCUCAUCAUCCUCUUCCUCCGAGGAGUAUCGUUACCUGGUGCUGGCGAGGGCUUGAAAUUCUAUCUCUUCCCUGAUUUCAACCGUCUGGGCAAUGCACAUGUUUGGCUGGAUGCAGGAACUCAGGUGUUUUUCUCCUACGCAGUCUGCCAGGGAGUCCUAACUUCCCUUGGAAGUUACAACAACUACAACAACAACUGCUACAGGGACUGCAUGGCGCUCUGCCUCCUGAACAGCAUCACCAGCAUCUUCUCCGGCUUCGUGGUGUUCUCAGUGUUGGGCUUCAUGGCGUUUAAUUUAGGCGUGGGGAUUGAGGAAGUCGCUAACAGCGGUCCAGGGUUGGCCUUCAUCACCUAUCCCAAAGCACUCUCAAUGCUACCCGGAUCGACUUUUUGGACCGUGCUGUUCUUCCUCAUGUUGCUCUUUCUGGGUUUGGACACUCAGUUUUUGUGCGUGGAAAGCCUCGCGACGUCCAUCAUUGACCUGUUCCCACGACAGCUGAGAAAGCGCUGCGCUCGGGAGAUCCUGGUUCUGGUGAUUGCUGGGGUCUGCUUCCUGUUGGGCCUGCCACAUAUCACAGAGGGAGGAAUCAUGCUCUUCCACCUCAUCGACAGCUUUGGACCGAGUGGCACCAGUCUACUUAUCAUCGGUUGCUUUGAGUGCGUCGUCGUAGGCUGGGUGUACGGCGCCGAUCGUUUCCUGGACAAUAUCGAGGACAUGAUCGGCUACCGGCCAACCUCGGUGAUCAAGUACUGUUGGUUGUUCGUCACGCCGCUGCUUUGCGUGGUCACCAUGCUGUACGACCUGGUCAAUACGCACUCGCUCAUAGUGUAUGACUACCAAAUGGGCAAGUGGGCCUUGCUCGUGGGCGCACUGCUUAUCCUCACGCCGCUCAUCUGCAUCCCGAUGUUCAUCUUCAUCACUUUGUGCAGGACUCCCCACAGCAUGACGACGCCGUCAGCAGAUUUACGCCAGGCUCGGCCUCACAAUCCUGCCUUGACGUUGUGUGGCACCGUCGUCCACAGGCCUGAUCGAGCACGAGAACACGACAACAAGAUGGCGACGGGGGAGGUCACUGGCGUUUAA